Mya arenaria is the source of this 4316-nucleotide messenger RNA. RefSeq names its product protocadherin-11 X-linked-like. The record is from RefSeq and is a predicted model, not a curated record. Gene Ontology annotation, cellular component: plasma membrane. Gene Ontology annotation, molecular function: calcium ion binding. Bases 286 to 3951 code for a protein of 1221 amino acids. NCBI's taxonomy places the organism in Eukaryota, Metazoa, Mollusca, Bivalvia, Myida, Myidae. The transcript has 6 exons. Gene Ontology annotation, biological process: homophilic cell-cell adhesion.
CUCAAUUUCAGAGUGCAGUUUUCAAGAUAACACACAGAUGAAAAGAGAGGCUAUUGGACGGAUCGCUGCGUCUAAACCAAUUGAUUCAGGCAGUAAUUUGAUGGUCGAUACAUGGACGAUGGUUGUAAGUUGUCAACUGGCAAACAAGCGUUCACUGCUGACUCGGGACGUUGUGGUUUUUGAGAUUGACGAAAGCGGCUAUAGCGGUAAGACAUGCAGAUGAGAAGAGAAAGUUUGAAUAUUUCUGACUGUUUUAUGCGGACUAUUUCAUAGUAUACAUUCAACAUGGAGUGUUAUAUUUGCAGAAGUGUUGGAUAUUUUGCAUAUGUGUUCAUUGGAGUUUUUGUGACGAUUCAGCAAUGCCACGCAAAGACAUACAUCGUUGAAGAAUCUGGUUUACCUAAUAUGUUGAUCGGAAAUGUUGCCAUGGAUUUUAAUUUCUCAAGUUUAAUAAGUCAAGGAAAAUCACUAAGAUUCAGUUUCAUUAAUCAAAAUUUGCCAGAGGUUGCAUAUUUUAACAUUUCGGAAGACAGCGGAGAAUUGCGCUCCGUCGGUGUUUUGGAUCGAGAAGAAAUAUGCCAACAGGAGGACAAAUGCAAUAUCCAGCUUCAAAUUGCCGUCACUGCUACAAAGGAAUCAUUUUUCGAAAAAGUUAAAGUGAACGUGACAAUAGAUGACAUUAAUGACCAUUCACCGAUAUUCAAGUCACAGACAGAAUCAAUCUCAUUUCCAGAAAAUUCUCAGAUUGGAACCUCAUUUACCAUUGAAGGGGCUUUCGACCCGGAUAGCUCGAAAUACUCAGUAAAACACUACAGCAUUAUCCCAUUAGAUGCACCAUUUGCAGCUCAUCUCGUCAGGAAGUUUGAUGGGAGUUCAAGUGUUCAAAUUGACGUUGACGGAGACCUUGAUCGUGAGGUUACAGACCACUACAUCCUUCAAAUCAUUGCCGAAGAUGGAGGCAGCCCUCCAAAAACGGGUAGCCUGCAACUUAACAUCACCAUCACUGACAUGAAUGACAACUUUCCAAUUUUCACGAAUAUGAUUUACAACAAAUCAGUUGAAGAAGAUAUUGAAAUCAAUUCCACGAUUUUGCAAGUGUCUGCAAAUGAUCUUGAUACAGGCGACAAUGGUAAAAUCACCUACAGUUUUGCGACAAUUCAACAACAGCCGGACAUAGAGGAUCUAUUCUCCAUAGAUUCAGAAUCGGGUGAAAUCAAGACAAUCGGUCGAUUGGUCUACAUGCCUGGACACCAGUAUCAACUUAUCGUCGAAGCACAGGACGCAGGAGUUAAUCCUAAAGAAGCACAAGCUCUUGUGUACAUUGACGUUCAAGAUGUUAAUAACAAUGCACCCAAAAUAGAUGCUAACCUCCUUUCCCAGUCAGAUUUUGCCAGGGUGUCAGAACUUGCAAAUAUUGAUGCAGUUGCUGCACUUAUUUUUGUGACUGAUGAUGAUGUUGGUUUUAAUGGAAUUACAAACUGUUCCAUGGACAGUGACACUUUCGGACUUCAGAAAUCUGAUAUUAAUGAGUACAAAGUAGUAGUCAAAGAGCCCCUAGAUCGUGAAGUACAAGACUUGUAUACUUUGACAGUUGUUUGUGAAGACGUUGGGACACCACCAUUAGUUUCCUCAAAGACUUUCAAUAUUUCCAUAAUUGAUGAAAAUGACCACAAACCAGAGUUUAGCCAGACCAAUUAUGUUGGUGAAAUUUUCGAGAAUAACAACUAUGGUGAUGUCAUUCUUGAAGUUAUUGCUACCGACGGUGAUGCUGGCAACAACGCCAAAAUUUCUUUUGAGCUAAGAGGUGAUUCAUGGACAGACUUUGCUAUUCAUCAGGUUGAUGACAGUGGUGUUGGUGUUAUUCAAGCGAUGAAAACUUUUGAUCGAGAAGAUAAGGAGUACUAUGAGUUUCUUGUGUUGGCUAUUGAUGGUGGAAAGGACAAAACUGUUGGAAUCGAAGACAGACAUACCUCCACAGCUACAGUUACUGUCAAAAUAGUUGACAAAAAUGACAAUAACCCAAAAUUCCAGCUGGCUUACUAUGAGUUUCAUGUAGCAGAAAAUAGUCCGCCAGAAGAAAACAUUGAUCAGAUUGUUGCAGAAGACGCUGAUGCCGGAAAUAACGGAAUUGUCACAUACAGUAUUUUGGAUCAGCCUGAAGUUGUGUUGCCUUUUAAACUGGACCCCGAUGGAUUUUUAAAAGCCAAGAAGAUUUUGGACAGAGAGUUACAAAGUCGGUACGAUUUUAUCGUCAUGGCAACUGACCAAGGUUAUCCGUUUCGACUGAACUCAUCAGUGAAUGUGAGUGUGUUUGUCUCUGAUAUGAAUGAUAACGGACCUUUCAUCGUUUCUCCUGAAAAGCCUGGCCGAGUGGUGUACGUCCCUGUGUCAACGAGUGUAAAUACUCCCCUUUAUCUUAUCCAAGCUCAUGAUAUUGAUGCUGGUCGAAAUCAGCAGCUGACCUACAAAAUUGAGGACAGAAAUGAUACACAUAUUUUCGAUAUCAAUGACUCAGGUCAAGUGUUAGUGGCGAGACCGAUAGAAAGUUGGGAAAUUAACACGUACAGUAUACAAGUAGCGGUUUAUGAUAAUGGUAACCCGAAGAAUUUCGCUAAAACUACACUUAUAAUGUCAAUUAUGGCUGCAAAUAUUACGGCAGAAGUUUCGGCAGGAAACCCAAGCUUGGAGAGCAAAAAUCUUCUCAUUGCAUUGACUGUCGUCAUAGUAACAGUCGUUCUUGCCGCAACGAUCGUCAUCUCAAUUAUAAUAAUUCGUCGAAUGGAUAUUCGAAAGCGGAAUAACUACCUAGGAAAUGACACAAACAGCGAACAUUCACUUGACGGGACAGUGGUUCCUGGCCUAGAGUUGGACGGACAGAAGGACAUGUAUUCAGGAAUUUCUCCCGCCUGCGGCAAUCUUCAGCUAGCUCCCAUCGUUUCCCAGCUCUCGUUGGAUCGCAACUCGAUGACCAAGGACUAUGUCUACAAGCCAAGAAUGAAUACCCCAACACCUUCAGACAGUGGUAACCAUGGUGACAUACCACUGGACGUACAUGCGGAUAUACAGGACACGAGCACCCCUCGUCUUAACCGUCUAGCUUCACUACGGCUUCACCAACAGCUGAUACAGUCACAUGACAAACCAUGGCACCCCCACAACGAUAGUGACCAGAGUUGCGAGAUGUAUGCCGGUCGUCCAGAGGACGUACACAGUCAGCUGUCUGAGGAAGACGGAGAUAGCGGGCGGGGCGGCUCCGUUAGCGAUGGGCAUAUGGGCAUCUCACAGGAUGCUGAGGACAUGCGACGCAUGCAGCUUCAAAAUCUAGUCAAACAGAUUGGCCGCCGCGGGACCCCACCCCACUUACAGAGUCGCAAUGAUAACCAGUCAAAACCCUCCAAUCUCACGCCAAGAGACAAUGUAAACCAGUCUAGCUCAAAUCUUCAUGCGGACCAAUCCAAAGACACCAACAAACAUUUCAAUUUGAAAUCCAAAUACUCAAACUCAAACAGUGAUAUUUUCUGUGUGCCAGAGCAUGAACAAGUGCCGAAUGUACGACGAUUCCCCUCGUGUCAAGAAAACAACGCACCUCAUACGCAAAAGACUGUGACAUUUAGCAAUCAUUUUCCAAAGGCGAAAUCAGGCCCUGGAAUCCAAAUGGGGCUGUCGUCAAUUUCCAACCAUCCGCAUAAUAGCUCACGACAUAAGCCGAAUCGGCAACAUUCGUUUGACACACACGAUAAUUACAGACAACCGCGGAAUCACCCUAGUAAUGAUCCUUAUGGAAUUCCAAAUAAUGGUCGACAUUUAGAUGAAACGUUUGAAAGUGUUACAACUGCAGCUUAUGAUGAUGAUGAUAAUACAACAACAUCGGGAAGUUACACAAUUGAUAACAAUGCUCACGAAGAUUUUAUAGAGUUAAAUGUCGCACAACUGAAGGACAUCUUUGUUUAAUAUACCAUUUCAAAUGAUUUUCCUAUUUACUCACAUUAUUUUUGAUUGCAUGAAAUUGGUUUGAUAUUUAACUGCAUUGUGUUUAAUGUGCUGAAAGCAAGAAAAUGUGUGAAGGGAGAUAAUUCAAAAAUGCCAGUAAAUCCAAGUUGCUUCCCUUGAAUGAGAUUAUUGUGAAAUAAGAUGGUUCACUUUGCUGUAGAUUUUAGAUCUUACACUCCAAUAAUGUUAUGAUAUAGUUUUUUUUAUUCUUUAAUUGAAAUUGUUAUUGUGUUAUAUUGUUAAAGAUAUUGUUAUUACUUUGUGAGGAAAUUGUACAUAUUCGAUCUCAGGUGCUAUUUAUGACAACAAUAAAUAAAUAAACAACA